This is a messenger RNA of Durusdinium trenchii, 1684 nucleotides long. The record is from the annotation of a GenBank genome assembly. Lineage: Eukaryota; Dinophyceae; Suessiales; Symbiodiniaceae.
GAGCUGCACCUGCUUGAGCACAAACCGACUUGGCCAUGGGAGUGCAGACGCUGAAGCACCGACGAGAGGCAGCCGGGAGGCGCGUGAUUCCAGCUGGCCACUCCAAACGGACUUUGGCUGUGCUGCGGCGCCAUGGAGUGAUGAGGCCAAGCGAUCGACAACUGCGGCAAUGUGAGUUGUGUCAGAAACAACGACGAAUUGGUCGAUGGUGGUGGCCACCGAGACAGCUUGUACAAGCUGGAGCAGCAAGUUCUGAUGCUGGCAUUGCAGGCUCAGCUGCCUUGCAGGCUGCUCCUCCAGGCGUCAAGGGAUAUUGGAAAUAUUGCUUGUGGUGCUGCCGGCCUUGUUGGGACAAUUGGUUAGUCCAAUACAAGCAAUGGUUUCAUGAUGACAACUGGAGCCCGGCCAAGCUCAAUUCUGGUGUGUCAGAGGAGUCUUUGUCAUCAAGCUCCUCCAGAGGUGAAAAGCGGAAGAGCUCUCAAAGUGUCCCCAAGACAGGGGAGGUCUUCCACUAUGACUUUAUUGAGAUUGGAACGUCCAACUACCACACGUUUACGCAGGCCGCUGGAUCACAUCCAAGCUACAAACCAUGUGCUUACAGGUAUCUUCCAAAAGGAGACCUGUCGCAGCUGCGUGGCCUUGCGGUCGACAUGAAAAGAAGGUACCUUCAGCAGCUCCCUGACCUCCCUAAUGUUACGAAAGUUAAAGCAGCCAUAUCAGAUCGUGAAAUUGUGCUGCCCAUGCAUCAUGUCAAACUCGCAGACAUCGAGCACUGGGAGCGGAUUUUCGCAACUCAAGGGAACUAUAGAGGCUUCCGGCUGAUACGCCUUGCACGAGGCUGCAGCGCACUGGGCCGGCACAAGGUAUUGUCACAUGCCCUCGGACUUCUGGGACUGCGGCAUCUUAUCCGAGUAAGGUCAAUGAAAACAAAGACAGUGGAGUGGCUUUUUCGCCAACAUCAGGUUGGCACUGUGGGCGUGCUGGCGUUGGAUUGUGAAGGCCAUGACUGUGCCAUCGUGAAAGGUCUCAUUGAUGCCUGUAAGCAGCGGAGAGAGUGGUAUCCAAAAUGGAUAUUGUUCGAAACCAACGGCAUGAACGAUGAGUACUUUGGAAAGGGAACUGAGAGGCUGACAUGCGUACGUGGGACGGAGAGGGGUUGGAAUUGGAGAUUCAUGGCUUUUGUGUUCUAGCAUUGACUAUUGCAACAUAUAUUCAAACAAAAUUUAAAGAAGCAACACAAAAAACGUGCUUUUAUUAAAAUGUCUUUCAAGAAACGUUCUUCUUGUUGAAGAGUGUAAACCUUGCAAGAUCCACGGUGGAUGCGCUUCUAGCAGAGGGCUAUGAGCUAUUUUGGGGAGGAGGAUAUCACGACAGUAUCUUGGCGGCGCAAAAGUGGAUUUGAUGUUUGCUUUUUUGUCAGUGUGAGAGAACGAUUCUUCGUCUUGCAGCUGGCAAGCGGGACACCGUCCUCAAGCGCACAUGGUGAGCCGGUGGGUCAAAUCCGCAUUGCAUUUCAGUGGGAAGCAGGUGAGACCAUUUCUGAGCGCAAGCGCAACUAGGCUUGUGGACUUGUGGAGUUGUGCGCAACCGAAAACAAAGAAGAGGUUCAUGCAUGGGUUCUGUGCAAGUGAAUCAUCAGUUCGAUGAAGUUUGGAGCAUUAUGUGUUUGAGUAAUUAUAUAUAC